AUGCAUAAGUAUUUGCAGAUACGACCCUGGGUACGCCGUUACAGCCAGGGUUUCUUGCGGCCCUCGAGGCCGCGGCGAGGUGACUCGGCCGCCGCCCUGUGUGACGCUGUGGUGGCCAUCGAGCAGCGUGCUGCCGGUGGCGCCCACGCUACCACCUCCCAAUGGGCGAAGGACGGCGCGCGGCUCGCCGGCUGCCAGAAGUCUCCGGUCACCUCCGACACUGACACCGAUCGAAGUGUGACUCUCCUGCACCACAGCAUGCGGGACCGCUCAUCGUCGUCGUCGUCUGACGGUUCACCUGGUCGCCUGGUGAUAGACUUCUCACCCGACGGCUGUCCUCGUCUCUCAAAUCAGUCACCUGCUGUAACUCACCUCCACCUGGACGCCCCUCUUCGGAUUGCUUCGCCUGCUUCCUCUCACCGACUGGAUGGGCCUUCUGAGGCUGUCACCCCUGUCCGAUCACGCCGUCACCGUACGUCCUACCACUCGUCCGCACACGCUCGUCGCAGCGGCGAUGGCUCCGGCUCAAUUGCCUCCCUCCCAGGGGAAGCCGCAACUGCUUCGGCCGAGGGCGUGGGUCCCGCCGCUGGUCUCUCCUCUCAGGCUGCACCGUCAGCCCCACCGACGCACCACCAGUUUGCCGCCCCACCGUGUGUUGCUGCGUCUUCUCUGUCUAGCCGGCCUGUCGGGCCUUCUGACGACUUCACUACUGUCGGUCCAUGCCAUUACAGAAAAUCCGAACGCAUUCAACACUUUGGCGGCGUUUCCGAAUCUGAUGCGCCCUCUCAAGGGGAAGCCGCACCCGAUGAUGCCGUGGACUUGGGUCCCGAUCCUGGUCCCACCUCUCAGGCUCCAUUAUCUUCACCACCGAAGGAGGAGAAAAUCCAUCCAAUUGUGGAAUACCGUCGAAAGAAUUACCUUCAGCUGAACGCUGAACUGCAACGCCUCAUCGAGCCGCGCCCCCGACCAGCCGAGUCCGCCGUGCAGCGCCUCGCGGACAUCCUGAGGCCGUCGGCCGGCUCCUACCGCGUCUGCACGACGGCGUCGGAAACUCCGCCUCCCCGCAAGAGCGCUGCACUUGAGAGGCGGCCGGCCGCAGUGACGGCGAGUGAGAGGCGGAGGCAGGUGUGCGCGCGGCUGCCCGGCCUUUUGCCGUGUGAACCGGUCAGCGCGCCGACUAAUGCCCUGGAACGGCCUGGACCUGGAGAAAGUGCACCGCCCGUCAUGUGGCCGCCGCCUGUCCAGCGCGCCGCUCCAGCACCGCGCCGCUGCGCCUCUGGAGAAAUCGCUUCUGUCACUCGCAGAAGCUACGUCAGGGCGCCGGCUCCGACUGACUGCCUCCACUUGCUGGAAAUUCCCAGGCUGCCGCUCGGCUCCAGUUCUCUACUACCACUGGAGCAACAAGAGUUCCACCGCUAA
Molecule: messenger RNA, 1419 nt
Organism: Schistocerca serialis cubense
Lineage: Eukaryota; Metazoa; Arthropoda; Insecta; Orthoptera; Acrididae
Exons: 5
Coding region: 1-1419 (472 amino acids)
Source: RefSeq, a predicted model, not a curated record